UUUUAGCUCAUUUUGCAGUAGGAUAUAAUUUUGAUUGGCUUCCUCGCCGUCUGUUUCCGGCACACGUUUAUUGUCUGAACAGACGCCCACCUGUUCCUUAUUCACUUCACGUGAAGGUUUUUCUAAGUUUUUAGAAGGAAGUGUGGCUCGGGACAGUCUUUCUGGCUUCACGUAACUCCUCAAACCUUCGACUCCCUACGACACGGCUACCCUCUUUUUCACAUGCCUUUUCACAUGGUACUUGCUUUUUAUCACAGCAACUACCCCAGAACUCAGCUUGGCAAGGAUAUGAUGGUAUUAAAAGGAUGUAGAGCAGUCCUGUUGAAAGUGAGCUGCAUCAAGCUGGUCCUUUGCCUAGAGCCUGACAAAUGUCACAUACUGGAGCCCCUGUGCAUUUGCUGUGACGCCCUGUGACAGUUUGGUCGACCGUUAGGGUGAUGCUGAUGCUGCCGAUCUGGAAACCACACUUGAGAAACCACGUGUCCCAUGGGAAGCGGCACGAGCCGGCUCUACAGCGCUCUCACCAAGACCCUGGACGGCAGCUCCGCCUCCCAGCACCCAGAGUAUCUGGUGGCCCCCGACCCGGAACACCUGGAGCCCAUUGACCCUAAAGAGCUCCUUGAGGAGUGCAGGGCCGUCCUGCACACGCGGCCUCCCCGCUUCCAGCGGGGUUUCGUGGAUCUGAGGGCCGAUGGCCCCAGUAGUAGCCACACACCCAUCCGGGUCAUGCAGUGGAACAUCCUUGCCCAAGCUCUUGGAGAAGGCAAAGACAACUUUGUACAGUGCCCUCUUGAAGCACUCAAGUGGGAAGAGAGGAAAUGUCUCAUCCUGGAAGAAAUCCUAGCCUACCAGCCCGAUAUACUGUGCCUCCAAGAGGUGGACCACUACUUUGACACCUUCCACCCCCUCCUCAGUAGACUGGGCUAUCAGGGCACGUUCUUCCCCAAGCCCUGGUCACCUUGUCUGGAUGUGGAACACAACAACGGACCAGAUGGCUGUGCCUUGUUUUUCCUCCAGAACCGAUUCAAGCUAGUCAACAGUGCCAACAUCAGGCUGACGGCCAUGACGUUGAAAACCAACCAGGUGGCCAUUGCCCAGACCCUAGAGUGCAAGGAGUCCAGCCGACAGUUCUGCAUCGCCGUCACCCACCUGAAGGCUCGCACUGGCUGGGAGCGAUUUCGAUCGGCUCAAGGCUGUGACCUUCUCCAGAACCUGCAGAGCAUCACCCAGGGAGCCAAGAUUCCCCUCAUCGUUUGCGGGGACUUCAACGCAGAGCCGACAGAGGAGGUCUACAGACACUUCGCCUCCUCCAGCCUCAACCUGAACAGCGCCUACAAGCUGCUGAGCGCGGACGGGCAGUCGGAACCUCCGUACACGACCUGGAAGAUCCGGACCUCGGGCGAGUGCCGCCACACUCUGGACUACAUCUGGUAUUCCAAGCACGCGCUCAGCGUGAGGUCGGCCCUGGAUCUGCUCACGGAGGAGCAGAUUGGACCCAACCGCCUGCCGUCCUUCAAUUACCCUUCAGACCACCUGUCCCUAGUGUGCGACUUCAGCUUUAACGAGGAACGUUGACGGACAUUUAUACGUGCUUGUCUGUGUCUCCUUCAUCCCAAGUCUUAACCAGGGACGUUUCAGGAAGCUGAAAUGAGAUGAGAGGUUGACUGAGGAAGGCCCCCCAGUUCCUCUCACUUCGGUUUCCAUGUCUCCAGCAUGCCCUUGGGAAGGAACCCCAUUUGCUCACAAACCUUUUCCAUUAAAACCUACAGCGAAAAAGGUGUUUGCACUCCAGGUUUGGUUUGUAUUGUUUUCUUUCCCUUAGCGUUAAUUACAUUUUGAUCCUUUAAGGGCAUUAUAUUUGGCUUUGUUCGGAAGCUCUUUCAGUUUCAGGAUCCUGUAUUGAAAUAGACUUGCUCGAGUCCCCUGUAAUUAACAAGUGUGCAGGAACAGUUUCUCUAGACAAGGUUUCCAGUUAUUUAUUUGUGGUUUUUUAAAAAUAUCAACAAGUCAUGCAUGGCAAUAUUUAUUUUUUUUUAUAUUUUCGUGUAAAAUUAAGUAAAUAAAUUAUAGCAUUAUGAACAUUUAAAAACCAUGCAAAACAUAAGUUAUAGAGUAAUUUAUAGUAAUCUUCUUAAAACGUUAAAGAUGUUCUUACUUGGGGUCUAAUAAAAUCGUAGUGUACAAAGGAACCGUUUAGGCUGGAGGGGUUUUUGCUUGCUAUUUAAGUGGAAAUAUCAGUUCUCCUUGAUACAUUCUUCACAAAUCCUUGCUGUGUCUCCGUGUCCCCCAUUAUUAUGUUUCUUGAAGAAAUUCCAUUUCUGGUUUUCCAUCGGAAUGCUGUCGGUGUACAUUUGCGGUCACUCAGAAGUGUCAUUAUAUGUAUUGAAUAUGCUUUGCACAGUAGGUCGUUUAGGAGCUGUUAUGUGGCAGUGGCUAAGUCAGUGGGACCUUCUUUUCAGAGAUGGGAAACUAUUUCUAGCCUGUUAAUGAGGCUGUCGUUGAGAUUUACUAAGAUAGCCAGGUGACUGGUUUAAAACAACUAGAAAGCGGGAUAUAGAGUUAGAAAGAUAACCCGGAAUUCUCUUCCCUCAGAAAUAAAAGUGGUAAAGAUAACAGGUGAAACCCCUUCCUAACAAAAAUCCCCCAAAAAUAGCCCACUGGUAAUAAAUGGAUAGAUGUUUUAACCCAUGAGUUGUAAAUAUUUAAGAUCAAUCAAUAAAUGGUCUUUUAAAGCCA
This is a messenger RNA of Lagenorhynchus albirostris (white-beaked dolphin), 2736 nucleotides long. RefSeq names its product nocturnin (gene NOCT). Gene Ontology annotation, molecular function: poly(A)-specific ribonuclease activity. Gene Ontology annotation, biological process: circadian rhythm. The record is from RefSeq and is a predicted model, not a curated record. The transcript has 3 exons. NCBI's taxonomy places the organism in Eukaryota, Metazoa, Chordata, Mammalia, Artiodactyla, Delphinidae. Bases 487 to 1575 code for a protein of 362 amino acids.